Molecule: messenger RNA, 3725 nt
Organism: Betta splendens (Siamese fighting fish)
Lineage: Eukaryota; Metazoa; Chordata; Actinopteri; Anabantiformes; Osphronemidae
Gene: pitrm1
Product: pitrilysin metallopeptidase 1
Exons: 28
Coding region: 283-3363 (1026 amino acids)
Biological process (GO): protein processing
Cellular component (GO): mitochondrial matrix
Molecular function (GO): metal ion binding
Source: RefSeq, a predicted model, not a curated record
CGGAAAGCUGCGGCGCGUGGGCAGAAUUCGUAGAGCUUCACUGUAGUCUGAUGGGUGGAAUCUUCGUGAAGAUGAUUGUGAGAUCGGCGAAAUGCGCAGGUGCUGCUUUUUUCGUUCUAACGAAGCACCGUCACGUGUAACUUUGCCUGAGCAGAAGGCGUGCGAGGACGAGCGGGACGCUAGCUGCGUUAAACUCGUGUUAAUUGACUUAAAUGCGCACAUUCUCUUGUCGUAACAUAGUGGAAAUGUUCGUCGUGUUGUAGCUUAGUCACUUUUAGAAACAUGUUUCGCCAGACGAAGGCUGUGCUCCACAAACUACGUCAUGUAAGUUUCAACGUACAGAAUCACACAAGGAGGCUGAAAAGCACCUCAGCGAGAGAAAGGGCUCUUGAGUACCGGCCAGGGCAGGAAAUCCAUGGCUUCACAGUCAGAGAGGUUGUAGCAGUUCCUGACUUGUUUCUCACAGCAGUGAAAUUGACCCAUGAUAAAACUGGAGCUCAGUACCUGCAUGCAGCCAGAGAUGACUCCAACAACCUCUUCAGUGUCCAGUUCAGGACCACCCCCAUGGACAGCACAGGGGUCCCACACAUCCUUGAGCAUACAGUUCUCUGUGGAUCCAAAAAGUAUCCAUGCAGAGACCCAUUCUUCAAGAUGCUUAACAGGUCCUUGUCCACCUUCAUGAAUGCCUUCACAGCCAGCGACUACACCAUGUAUCCAUUCUCAACCCAAAAUGGGAAAGACUUCCAGAAUCUUCUGUCUGUGUAUCUGGACGCUGUUUUUUUCCCUUGUUUACGAGAGCUGGACUUUUGGCAGGAGGGCUGGAGGUUGGAGAAUGAAAAUCCCAACGAUCCAAACUCUUCAUUGGUAUUUAAAGGAGUGGUCUUCAAUGAAAUGAAGGGAGCAUUUUCAGACAGUGAGCGCUUAUACGCCCAGCACCUCCAGAAUAAGCUGUAUCCAGACCACACCUACUCCGUGGUGUCAGGAGGAGAACCUCUGGCCAUCCCUGACCUGACCUGGGAGCAGCUCAGACAGUUCCACGCCACACACUACCACCCUAGCAAUGCCAGGUUUUUCACUUAUGGAGAUUUGCCUUUGGAGCAGCAUCUGAAGCAGAUUGAAGAGGAAGCUCUGUCCAAGUUUGAACGCAUCAGCCCAAACACAGAGGUCCCCUCCCAGCCACACUGGUGCAGUCCUCGAGAGGAUCACGUGACCUGCAGCCCUGAUGCUCUAGCUCCAGAUCCAGCCAGGCAGAACACGCUGUGUGUGAGCUACCUGCUGGGAGACAUCACCAACACAUUUGAAGGAUUCACUCUCAGCCUGCUCUCCUCUCUGAUGAUCUCUGGGCCAAACUCCCCUUUCUACAAAGCUCUCAUUGAACCUAAGAUAGGAACCGACUUUUCCUCUGUCGUAGGAUACGAUGGCAGCACCAAAGAGGCAUCCUUCAGCAUCGGCCUGCAGGGAAUGGCUGAGGAGGAUGCGGAGAGGGUCAAACAAAUCAUCAGCCAUACCUUUGAUGACAUUAUUAAGAAUGGCUUUGAGGAGGAAAGAAUUGAGGCUCUCCUCCAUAAGCUGGAGAUCCAGAUAAAACACCAGUCCACCAACUUUGGCCUAUCUCUGGCCUCGUACAUAGCAUCGUCAUGGAACCAUGAUGGUGACCCUGUGGAACUGCUGCAGAUCAGCGAUAGCGUUGCCAAGUUCAGACAAGCGCUCCAGGAAAACCCUCGCUUCCUUCAGGAAAAAGUCAAACACUAUUUUAAGGACAACACACACAGACUGACGCUGUCUAUGAGCCCAGAUGAGGCCUACCUGGAGAAACAGGCCAAGGCUGAGGAAGACAAGCUGCAGCAAAAGAUCCAGGCUCUGUCUGAGAGCGACAGACAGGAGAUCUAUGACAAAGGUCUGGAGCUGCUGGCUGCUCAGAGUAAAACCCAGGACGCCUCCUGUCUGCCUGCACUCAAAGUAUCUGACAUCCAACCCACGAUCCCCAUCACUCCUGUUCAAAUUGAUACCACAGGAGGCAGGUCGGUUCAGUACUGUGAGCAGCCCACCAACAGCUUGGUUUACUUCAGAGCCAUGUGUAGCCUCAACAGCCUGCCAGAGGACCUGAGGCUUUACGUCCCUCUCUUCUGCAGUAUUAUCACCAAGAUGGGCUGUGGAGCUCUGGACUACAGGCAACAAGCGCAGCAGAUGGAGCUGAGGACAGGGGGCAUGUCUGUUUCCACCCAGGUCAUCCCCGACUCCUCGGAGCUGGACGCGUACGAACAGGGUGUCCUCCUGGCAUCUUCCUGCCUGGAGAGGAACCUUCCCCACAUGUUUCAGCUGUGGAGCGACAUAUUCAACAGGCCCCAUUUUGACAAUGAAGAGCGGCUUAGGGUGCUGGUGAUGAUGUCAGCACAGGAGUUGGCCAAUGGGAUCUCGUACUCUGGUCACAUGUAUGCCAUGACCCGAGCAGGACGUCACCUGACUCCAGCUGGAGACCUGCAGGAGACCUUUGGUGGAAUGGACCAGGUGGCGUUCAUGAAGAGAAUGGCAGAGAUGUCGGACCUGAGCCCAGUCAUCAGGAUGUUGCCCAGGAUCAAAAAGCACAUUCUCAAUCCUGAAAACAUGAGGUUCGCCGUCAAUGCAAGUCCACAGAAAAUGUCUGACGCAGCAGCUCAGCUGGAGAGUUUUAUGAAGGACGUUGCUGAAACCAGAAAGGAACGCAAACCCGUCAGACCAAAUGUCAUCGGGAGACCACUGGACCCUCUGGAUGUGUCUGGACCAAGCAGAAAACUCAUCUCUGAGCUGAAUUUCCACCCUUGUCAGAUGAAAACCUUCUUCCAGAUGCCGUUCCCUGUUAAUUUUGUCAGCAAGACUAUACGCACAGUGCCCUUCACUCACGAGGAUUACGCCAGCUUGUGCAUCUUGGCGAGAAUGAUGACUGCUAAAUUCCUCCAUGGAGAGAUCAGAGAGAAGGGUGGAGCCUACGGGGGCGGAGCCAGGAUGGGAGGAGGUGGUCUGUUCUCUUUCUACUCCUACAGGGAUCCAAACGCGGUGCAGACCUUGUCUGCGUUCAGUAGAGCCGUGGACUGGGCCAAAUCAGGACAGUUCACUCAACAAGACAUCGAUGAAGCCAAACUGUCGGUCUUCUCAGCCGUGGACUCACCUGUGGCUCCUGCAGACAAAGGUAUGAGUCGCUUCCUCAGUGGAAUCACAGACGAGAUGAAGCAGAAUUACAGGCAAAGACUCUUCGCAGUGAGUCAUAAAGACCUGGUGGACGUUGCAGAAAGGCACCUCGGCAUCAGGCAGACGACCUUCGGUGUCGCCGUCCUCGGUCCAGAGAACGAGACGAUCAAGAAAGAUCCCUCAUGGAUUGUGAAGUAACAACUGCCGUCACUACACGUCCUCCUGGAGUGAAGCUGCAGCCAGAGGCCCUGCUUUAAAUGGCCGACGAGGUUUUGCUGUCUUUGGGUCGGACCCGGGUCACGUGCUCCAGCUGACCCGAGUCGGACACGUCGUAGCUCGUCUUGUACUUGGCCAGGAUUUUCAUCAGCGGACGGAGCUUCAGCCACCACUGCUCCUUGGGGAUCCUGUGGCUGAAGGGAUGACAACGUGUGUAGAAGAGAAUCACAUCCACAAACUAUUCAGAGGCUGGAACCUGGACGUAGGAUACUAGACAGAGUCUAUUUAAUUUGUCUGUUUGUUUUUUAAGUUAUCAUUACUGAAUAAAUAACUGAUUAUUUUUA